AUGGAGCCGCUAGGCAACUGCAUCAGUCUGGUGUAUAUGAUCAGCAGCGGAACAAGAGAAAGCCGCAAGCUGUUUUGGAGAAAUGUGCGGAUGGAAUGUGAGCGAUUAUGCAGCGAGUGUGGGGGGUUUACAAAUUGGGGCUUACUUGCUUCCAUGCAAGCUAUGUCUAUUUACAUCCUGUUUAGGUUGGAUGAAGGCGAGACAGAGCACAAUGAUUUCGAUUCGCUGCUGCUUGCAACAGUCACAAUUAUAGCCCAGCAACUCAUCCAAAAGGAUAUCGCAAGCAACUUCAGCCUCGAACGAAGCUGGAAGGAUUGGCUUUAUGAGGAAUCAAGACGAAGACUCGCAGUCAUAUAUGGAAUCGUAAAUAUGCUGGUCUAUUUCGACCCUGCAACGAAGUGCAACCUGCCCUCAGACCUAAUCUUGGCACCACUUCCGGCUAAGAAAGAGCUUUGGGAGGCAGGUGAUGAGCAGGUUUGGAACUCGGAGAGCGAGAAAAAUACCGGGGCAAGAUUUGACUUUGGAUUGGCAAAGAACGGAGGGCUUGUUCGAUUAGGCGAUGGUGCUCAGGAUGCUAUGCUGGUCCAUACGGCCAUCACUUCCGAAAGUCCGUCAAGAACAAGUGUAAGUUGGGAAGAAUGGUGUACUGGGAUGGAUGGAUUUGGGGGCCUUGUUAUGCUUGCUGCUUCUUUGGUAGUAGAGUAA
Penicillium lagena is the source of this 705-nucleotide messenger RNA. RefSeq lists its product as uncharacterized. The transcript is spliced from 3 exons. The coding region runs from base 1 to 705 and encodes 234 amino acids. The record is from RefSeq and is a predicted model, not a curated record. NCBI's taxonomy places the organism in Eukaryota, Fungi, Ascomycota, Eurotiomycetes, Eurotiales, Aspergillaceae.